Messenger RNA from Austrofundulus limnaeus, 1110 nucleotides. RefSeq names its product male-enhanced antigen 1 (gene mea1). Bases 38 to 643 code for a protein of 201 amino acids. NCBI's taxonomy places the organism in Eukaryota, Metazoa, Chordata, Actinopteri, Cyprinodontiformes, Rivulidae. The transcript is spliced from 3 exons. The record is from RefSeq and is a predicted model, not a curated record. Gene Ontology annotation, biological process: spermatogenesis.
UAGUGUCUGCUGGGUCCCCUCAGGUCUGUCUCUGUGGAUGGAAGUGUGCAGUCCAGCCAUGGGACCAGAGAGAAUCUUGCCGAGUUCUGAGGACGACUUGGGGGAGGACCAACGCCCUGUGGACGGUGCUGUGCUGCAGGGGGGAGCAGUGUGGGUCGGAGGUGAGGAGGGGGGAGAAACGGAGGCAGAUGGAGGGGAAGAGGAGGAGGAGGUGAACAGUGGAGGGUAUUAUUACCAGCCUCUGAACCAGGACCCAGAGGGUCCACACAGCCUGCAGCAGGAGGAGGAGGAGGAGGUGGGGGAGGCGUCCCACUCUGAGCAGCUGCAGCAGGUGCAGCACAGGAUCCAGGUCAUGGGUCUGCACCUCCCUGAAGCUCCGCCUGCAGACAGUGAUGAGGAGGAGGAAGACCCAGAGGGGGCGGCGGCUCAGAGGAGCCGAGCCUCCAUCCCCAUGGAUGCAGAUCACGUGGAGCUGGUGAAGAGGACGAUGGCGGCCGUGGCUCUGCCGUCUCUCAGUGUACCACCGUGGGCUCAGGAGAUCUCAGAGGACCAGUGGAAGGACAUGGUCCAACACACACUUCAGAGCCGACAGAGUGCCGCUGGGCUCAGGCUGCCGCGCCGGGCCAACCUCCAGGGACCAUAGACCCUAAUCGUAGUUCCUACAGACCCAAACACAUCACAAGGACUUGUUUAGGGUCCCCCUGUCCCUGAAUGCACCAUGACAACCGUAACUCUUCCUUACUGACCAUGUGCAGCAGAAACAGACUGGACUGCAGCUGCACCUUCUGAGGGUCAGGUGAUCCACACACCUGUUCUUGUUCUGGACUGUUGUUUGGACCAAUCAGUUUGUUUUGUAACCCUGUGUUGUCCCAACUCAGUGUCGGAUGAUUCUCUUCUCAUUAUAUAUAUCUGUAGUGCAGGCUGGACAGAACCGCUCUCCUGUUGGACCUGGUUCUGACCUGUGUAGAACCUGAGGGACAGUGUGAUACCUGUGUGAAGUAACCAAACGGGUCAGAUAGUUCUGGUUUUAUUGGUUCUGUACAUACAUGAACUGUAUAAAAUCAUACCAUGUGAUGCUUGUUCUGAUUAAACAUCUGUACAUGACAGGAA